UAGCAUGAGAAUCCAACUCUUUAACACUGUAAACAACUCUGAAUGCAUGAAACAGCAUUGUACCCCCUUUAAGUCCCCCCAAAUUACCCCUUUGUAACCCAAAUAACCUACUACAGUGUUUCCAGUUGAAUUAUUUUAGAAUGUUGCAGUUCUGAAUAAUAACUUUUUUCUUCUUCUAAAGGUUCACUCCUGUGUCUUUCCACCACAUUAGGCCCUACUUUUUUUAUUUUGCUAUGCCAUAGCAACUAUCCUAAAUACCCAACAUAGCAAAUCACAAAAUCACAGCUUGAUUGCACAUAUCACAAAUUAUAUUUAUUUAUUUUUGUCACACAUCAUAUCUCAUAUUUCGCUCAUGGCAGACAGCGUUUCCUUCGUCUUUGUAUACUUUAUCAAAGGUUUAUCAAAAGGGGCAGUAUAGAGAUCGGUCACAACAAUCAUGAGGAACAGUGUGUGUGUGUGUGUGUGUGUGUGUAUAUGUACCGUAUGUAAUUUUCACGCAAACAAUUGUUUAUUUCACUAAAUCGUAUGAUGGAUUUUCCUAUUUAAAAAAUAAAAAGAUAUUUGUUUGUUUUAAAUAAUAACAAUAAUAUUAUCAACAGCAAGAACUCGAUUAGCAAGUUUCGCGCCAAAACAUCUACGUGACAGAAACGAUACAAACAAGCACCGUGUCAACAAAAGCAGUGUCUGCAGCUCGUGCGGUCGCCAUGACAACUACAGUUUUGCUCGUCGUUGGCGUCUGAACGUCAAACCGCAUUUAGAGUCAACAUGCAGCUGCUGUUUACUACAGUAUAUUGAGAGGGAAAAUACGCACCUGCCAAAUACAUUCAGAAAUGCAGAAGAAUUUGCAUCUAGACGACAUUAUUUCCAAGAUGCCAUCCCUUGACUCUGACUUGUCAUCAGUAAGUUCAAACUGCUGUUCUCUGACGAUACUCCUUCACAGAAGUCUUUUUUAAUCGUUAUAUUAACAGUGUUUAUAGUUGUAAUGCUUAUUUUGAGCAAGUCAGUUAUGAUCUUAAAUCUCACAAGCUUUGCAAUACUGGUGGACUAACUAAAAUAAACACACAGCUGAAGUUCACAUUUCACUCUACAGUCAGACAAUGAAGGAGAGCUAUCUGUCUUUCAGCGACUACCAGAUAUUCACCAAAAGGAAGCAGCAUGAACAUGGAGAGUCCAAAAUUUGAGAUGUACUGGGAGACUGAUGAAUGAGACAGACUUUAAAGGGACCUCAGCACAAUUACAACACAAUCAAGACUCUAUUACCAUAUAUACUGAUUUGCGCAACAAUGCAUUUCAAACAAAACAAUCGGUCAUUAGCCAGAGUAACCGUGUCAUAAGUCCUGCACACCCGGACAAGAAAAUGAGCUCCACUAACAAGACGUCUAACACAAAUGCAAGAGCAAAUGGACAGAAAAGUCCCCUCAAGUGGCCCUGCAAAUGUCUCAGCUUUUGCUACCACCUCCAGCAGCGUCCUGGUCCGCUGGGGUGAAGUACCAGAGACUGACCGCAAUGGACUAAUUCUGGGCUAUAAGGUGGUAUACAAAGAGAAGGAUGCAGAGUCAGCCCUGCGUUUCUGGACGGUAGAGGGAAAUACCACUUAUAGUAUCCAGCUCACUGGUCUUGGGAAGUAUGUGCUUUAUGAGAUCCAGGUUCUAGCCUUCACCCGUAUAGGAGAUGGCAUGCCUAGUUCUCUGCCCAUCUUUGAGCGCACACUUGAUGACGUACCUAGGCCUCCAGUCGGGAUCUUUUUCCCUGAAGUCAGGACUUCCUCAGUGAGACUGAUCUGGCAACCCCCUGCCCAGCCAAAUGGCAUUAUCCUUGAGAAUUUUCUGGGAAGAGUUUAUUACUCCAAAACAUAAGGUCAAAUAAAAGUAUGUUAGAGAUGAGCUGG
Messenger RNA from Sinocyclocheilus grahami, 1888 nucleotides. RefSeq names its product protein sidekick-2-like. Gene Ontology annotation, molecular function: cytokine receptor activity; cytokine binding. The transcript has 6 exons. The record is from RefSeq and is a predicted model, not a curated record. The coding region runs from base 1389 to 1856 and encodes 155 amino acids. Lineage: Eukaryota; Metazoa; Chordata; Actinopteri; Cypriniformes; Cyprinidae. Gene Ontology annotation, biological process: cytokine-mediated signaling pathway. Gene Ontology annotation, cellular component: external side of plasma membrane; signaling receptor complex.